Messenger RNA from Vanessa tameamea, 2991 nucleotides. RefSeq names its product Fanconi anemia group J protein homolog. The record is from RefSeq and is a predicted model, not a curated record. Gene Ontology annotation, biological process: double-strand break repair involved in meiotic recombination; nucleotide-excision repair. Gene Ontology annotation, molecular function: hydrolase activity, acting on acid anhydrides, in phosphorus-containing anhydrides; DNA binding; ATP binding. The transcript is spliced from 19 exons. Gene Ontology annotation, cellular component: nucleus. NCBI's taxonomy places the organism in Eukaryota, Metazoa, Arthropoda, Insecta, Lepidoptera, Nymphalidae. Bases 182 to 2953 code for a protein of 923 amino acids.
UCAUCUUUAGCGUAUAUUGUUAUCAUUCGUUAAAAUAUAAUAUAUAUAAGUGCCUUAAAAUUAAAUUACUAGCCUAAAACACCUAGGGCUACUUCAGUAAAUAUAUUGUAGUAACCUCAGUUUAAGUUAAACUAUUUAAGUUCAAUAUUGCUGUAAAGUUUGUUACUUGUUGGCCUUCACUAUGUCUUCGCCAAUAUCUAUAUCUGACGAUGAUGAUAGUUUCGAUGUAGCACCUUCCCUUGUAGAGGUUCCUAAUAUAAGUAACACGAUUGUUUUGUCCGAGGAUGAGGACACAGUACCUACACAAUCCGACGUAAAAAUGACCAGGCGGAGUAUAAUAAAGAAUCUUUUUCCUACAACUUCAAAAAUGAAAGGAGAUUUUACUCAAAUUGAAGCAAAGACAUUGCAAAAUAAACCACAACAUGAUAUUACUAUGGAAGGUGUAAAAGUUACCCUACCCGUGGAACCAUAUAGCUGUCAAAAAGCUGUAAUGUCCAAAGUUAUAUGUGCUCUCAAUAGGAAAGAAAAUUGUAUGGUGGAAAGUCCCACGGGCACUGGCAAAACUCUAGCACUUCUCUGUGCAACAUUAGCGUGGCAGAAGAAGUUCCAGGAUCAGAUCUCUGAAAGUCAGGCGAAGGAAAUAAUCGGUAAGCAUCCGGAAGUGGUCGGCGCAGUCGACUACAUCACGAGUCCGCUCAAGAAAGAAGUGCCAUUCCCUGAAAAUUUUUUCUCGAGGAAAAGUUUCGGAGAGAAGAGUAUUUACGAUGUGCAGACGGAUGAACAGUCAGCAAAUCAAUCCAAAGUCGAAAAACGUGGCAACAACUGCGCAAAUGAGCCUCGCGAAGAUGGCUUCGUAACGAUACACAAGAAGUUACGAAAGAACUCCUCUGACUCACUCAAACCUAACUCAAAUGUUGAACUUAGUCCUGGAUUAGUUACUCCCACGAAACAACCUUUACAGCAAGAUGAAAAUACACCGGAAAAAGUUAGAGAAUUAUACAACUUGGUCGAGAGCCUUCGCUGUAGGACGUCCAUAUUUGUUAAUUGCAGCCUACCCGUCAUUUACUAUGGGGCGCGAACACAUAAACAGCUGCAGCAAGUCGUCAAGGAGUUCAAGAGAACUGUGUACUGCGGGAACGCGUCUAUGACGAUACUAUCCAGCAGGGAGAACACCUGUUUACGGGAGUACGAUAAUAAACAAUGGCCUUCGAAGAACGAUAUGUGUAGGGGCUGCACCAAGACAUUUCAAGCGGACAAGUCCUCCAACCAGGGUAGCAAUUGCCAGUUCUUCGACAACCGUAAAGCACUGAAUCACAAGACACUUCCGCCUGCUUUCGAUCUGACAGAUCUAAUCGAAGCCGGGGAAAGAUUAAAGGCAUGUCCGUUUUACGCUGCCAGAGACAUGGCAUCUGGUGCCAACAUAGUCCUGUGCCCUUACAACUAUCUAGUCGAUCCUGGCAUUCGGAACAGUAUGCAAAUUAAUUUACAAGAUAAUAUUGUGAUCAUUGACGAGGGACACAACAUCGAGGAUAUUUGUCGCGAGACAGCAUCUUUCGACUUCAAACUGCAUCACCUCCGAAGCGCAAUCAAGGAAAUGGCAGCUGUAGCGGCACUGCGCUGCGGCAGCCGGCACAUGAUAUCGCACAUCGACUUUUUGCUGAACGUUCUGAAGAAAUGGGAACAAUGGUUUGAAAACCAAAUCCCUCUGAUAAAAAAUGUAGUAAUAAACAAUAAGGAAGCCAUUAAACUCUUUGAGAUGGAAGCGUUUGUGAACACUCUGAACGAAUACAACAUUGGAAUGGAUCGGUACAACGGCUUUAGUAAAAACGUCUUGGUGUUUUGUAAGAAGUUGCGUGAGGAUCCUCGGUCGUUACUGGGAGUGACGCAAAGUACUGGCUCGCUGCUGGAGUCACUUGAAACUGUGAUGGGUUACCUAUUCCGUGACUCGUGCAGAAAUAUGAAACACUUUAUACCGGCGUUCGUUCGGAAAGUAGAAUUCGCGAACGAGAACAGGUCAUGGCGGAAUUCACAAUUUGAAAAGUCAGUGAAGAACGAACAAUAUAUUCUUCGCCUCAUAUGCUUGAAUCCGGCUUUGAUCUUCGCGGGACUGCACUCAGCGAGGACCGUCAUCCUGGCCUCGGGAACUCUUACACCGAUGGACGCCUUGAAGGCAGAGCUCAACACUAGCUUCCCCCACACGAUCAGCCCCAAGCACGCGAUUUCCACUGAUAGGGUGUGGGUGGGGGCGCUGGGCGCGGCGGCCUGCACGCACGCGGCGCUGCGCGCGGCGCACGCGCAGGACGCGCUGGGCCGCGCCGUGCGCGCCGCGUGCGCCGCCACGCCGCACGGCGUGCUCUGCUUCGUGCCCUCCUACGACCUCAUUCGAGUGCUGCGCGCGAGAUGGCGGGACACCGGCCUGUGGGGCGAACUCGAAGAAUUAAAAGACGUAUUCAUCGAAAGUACCGAUGCAAAGAAACACGAAACCAUGAUGCAGGAGUACGUCGAGAGCGCGGAGAGCCGCGGCGCGCUGCUGCUCAGCGUGUACCGCGGGAAGGUGGCGGAGGGCAUGGACUUCCGGGACCGGCAGGCGCGGGCCGUCAUCGCGAUCGGUAUCCCGUAUUCUAACACGAAAAGUAUAGAUGUGAUGGAGAAAAAAAAAUACAAUGACAAGUAUUCAAGAGGCAGCAACGGCUCGCUGCUCGGAGGCGGCGAGUGGUACCGCGUGCACGCCUACAGGGCACUAAACCAAGCCUUAGGGCGCUGCGUGCGGCACAAAGACGACUGGGGCGCCCUACUGCUGAUAGAUUCUCGCUUUGGAAAUCCACAUUACAGGGAACAUCUGUCCUCUUGGGUGAAAAGCUUAUUCAAAACUAACGACCAUUCAUUCGAGAUUCUUGAAGAUUUAAAAUCGUUUAUGGAUAAAAUGAAUCGAGACGACACAAAAACUACUUAAAAAGAAUGUUUAAAUAUGUAUCACGGGCAUUUUAUUAU